Messenger RNA from Oryza brachyantha (malo sina), 1467 nucleotides. RefSeq names its product vicilin-like seed storage protein At2g18540. Lineage: Eukaryota; Viridiplantae; Streptophyta; Magnoliopsida; Poales; Poaceae. The record is from RefSeq and is a predicted model, not a curated record. Bases 45 to 1142 code for a protein of 365 amino acids. The transcript has 4 exons.
GCUAGGCCUGGGGUGUAGCGGUCGGAAAGGGGGAGAGGAGAGCAAUGGCGACGAGGGAGUCACACGAGGCGUCUCGCCGGGAGGAGGGGCGAGAGCACGACGCCCCUCGGGCCUCUCGGCGCGAGCGCGAGCGCGACACGCACGGGAGGCGCCCUCGCUCCUCGUCCAGGUCGCGGCGGGACGGUCCCAGUCCGAGGAGGAGAAGAGAGGAUAGGAGGCGUCAUGAAUCAGACAGAAGUCAUUACCACAGAAGUCGAGCUGAAGAAAGUGCUAAGGCAGGUGACCGUGACCAGACAAGGGAUAAGCCCUUGCAAGAUGCCGCCACCCAGCAGGAUGAUCCUUCGCGAGCGGAGGCGAAGUCCCUAGAUGAUGCCAGAAAUAGCUCUCCUGCCAGGCAUGACAGAUCUCCUAGGGGAACAAAAAGGUUUCCUGAAUCAAGAGAUGCUAAGCAUCCUCGAUCGUUCUUUCAGCACGAUGAACGUGGCAGUGCUGGGCAAGGUGGUCGGCGCUAUUACCGCCAGGCCAGUGACCGAGGAAGACAAAGGGAUGAAAAGGAGCAUUUUGCGGAUAGAGAGAGAAACAAGGAUGAGGGAAAGGUUAGGCGGUAUGAACAACAGAAUGAUGGUGAUUCUACAUGGAAGCAUGAUGGGUUCUUCCAGAUGGAAGAAGAAGCUCACCCCGCCAAAAGAAGGCCACCACCAUUUAAUGAGAUGGGCAUGCCACUGGAGGGGAAAGAAUCUGCUACCGCUGUUACAGAACCAGACUCAGGAUCACAUAAGCAUGAUCAAGAUGGACCCACCUCUGCAGUAGGUGAAGAAAGAAGAGAUUAUCACCCACGGGGAUUCGAUAGACAUGGGGGACCAUUCGUAAGGCCAGAUGGUCGAGGUAUGAGGAGGGGAUUCUCUGAUCACAGGAAUGCUGGCCAAAGAAAUGCCUAUGAUUCAUGGGGGCGUUUUGCUGGUAGAGGAAGGGGCAGAGAGAGAUUUAACAACUCAUAUGAUGGGCGAAACAGCAUGCACCAGGCGGUUGGUGAUCAAGCAGAAAAAUGGAAGCAUGACCUUUAUGACCAAACGAACAGAAGCCCUACCCCUAAGACCGAAGAAGAGCAGAUUGCAAAGAUUGAAGCAUUAUUGGCACUGUAGCUACCGUUUGCGACUGCUGUCUGGAAAUAUUUUGCAAUGGCAUCUACUUGGUGUCAUUGGUGUUGAAUGCUGUUAGACUAUCUAUUCCUGAUGCUGCGUCACUCAAUGCAGCUGGCAUAAUUUUUGGGUUGAAAAUGUUCUCUUCUUCCAUUUGGGACGGGGAAAAUGUGCUCGAUAUUCUCAGUUUACUUGAUGUACUAUCCAUGGAACUAAGAACGAGAGCAAACAAUUUGCCUCCCGUUAAAUUGCUUACCGAAGGCCAAAAUGUUCUUGUAAGAUGUUAAUGUCUAGUCAUAUUUUUGUUUGUUCCGGCUGUUUCUGGACU